GAGGAGACUAAGUUGUGGCAGUGGAGCGUGUUUAGAUCUCUGUUGGCAAUUAUCCAAUGGUGGGGUUUCAAUGUCACUGUAAUUAUCAUGAAUAAGUGGAUCUUCCAGGUUCUGCUGGAGUUGUAUUCAUUUCUUUACAUUCUUUCUGUAACAGACAAUCCAUACAACUUAUAAAAAAAAAACAGACAAUCCAUACAGAUAAGUCAUAGAUUUUGGCUGCAACAAUGCAUUGUAUACAUUUGUGUUUCAGGAGCAGUUGAUUAUUAUCAUUUUUCUGAUAUCUGAUAACUUGAUAGGUUGAAUUGCUUAGCCUUAGACUAUGCAUGUUUUCUUUUAAAGAUGAGAUGAAAUAUAAUCAUGAGAAGCCCCUGUUUUCAUUUAAUUAAGCUUAACACGCAGCUUGGAAACCUUGAAAAUCCCAAUUUUGGAAAGAUUUCUGGACCACUUGUUGGUUCCCACCAUACUAGUAGAACUUGAUAAUAAUAUUAAACUAUUGUUGUGUAUACAUGAAUAGAUUGGUGGUUACUAGGUGUUUUUUUUGUAUUCUUCCUGUGUACUUGAGUUAUGCCUUCUUUUAUCAAAAAAGUUUUACUUUUACAUAUAAAAAAUAUUAAUCUAUUGUUGUUGGACAUACUGGCAAAAUGUAAUGUAGUUUCAAAUCAUAUCAUUGGCUCCUUUGAGAGUCUUCGUCUAAUUUAUUAUUUUUCUUUCCAAGGUAUCUACGUCAAAAGAGAAUUUGGGCCAAAAUAGGUUUUGAUAGGGGAGAAUCUUAUAUGUCAAAACUGUUUGAGUUGUGUGUGUGUGUGAAUACGGGCUUUGUUACAUAAACGUUCAGGCAUGAUGUUUGUCACUGGGCAUUCUUUACUUAUAUCCAAAGAGAUUCAGAUUUACGUUCAAAUUCAGGUUGGUGUGUUUAGUAAUUUUAGUUAUAUGGAAAGGCGGGAUGGUUAUUUGCUCUUUGAACACAUUUGAUGGGUUGGAGUGAUUACUGAAUAGUUUCUUGAUCUAGACUAGAAUGCUAUUUGCGACUCCUUUUCUUUAUUACUUAAUAGAAAUUCUGAAAUGAGUUCAAACCAUGGGAGUUUUUGAAAUUUGUGUGGAGAGAAGUAGAAUUGUUGUGGAUGAAUGUUGAAACAAGACAUGUACCGCAACAAACCAAGAAAGAAUGUUUUCUGCAAGUUAUCUUGAGGCUUUCAAAUGAGGGAUUUCCUCUCUUAAAAGAACUUGGUGGACAUGCCAGAAAGCGACGUACGUACCAGGCCCCUGAGACCUGAGAUCUUCAAUUGCUCAACUAAUGUGCAUACCUUCCACAUGUAUAGGUUUAUCAAUUAUGUCAAUAUUUCUACUUUAUGAAUAUUACAUGUUUGGAAAACUAUUUUGGUGAAUUUCUGAUAAUUACAAUUAAAGGAACUUAUAUUGCUUGCACUGGUGUCACCAUUAUAUUUGGUUAUUACAAUUUAUGCCAUUUUAAAAUUUAAUCAUUGUCUCUGCACUCAUUUAUUAUCAACUUUUGAUCUGAGUCAUUACUCCCAACAAUAGUUGGAAAAACAGUGUGACCUUGACAUGUUUGUGGCUUUGCAUGGUGACCCAUAGCUGAUGUGAAAAUAAACUAAUUUCUUCUUCCAGAAACUGGAUUUUAAGUUUCCUCUAUCAGUAUCAUGUGUUCAUUUCAUUUGCUCGGCCAUUGGAGCGUACCUCAUGAUUAAGGUGCUGAAGCUUAAACCACUAAUAGCAGUUGAUCCUGAAGAUCGCUGGAGGAGAAUAUUUCCCAUGUCAUUUGUGUUCUGUAUAAACAUUGUUUUGGGGAAUGUGAGCCUACGUUACAUCCCAGUUUCGUUUAUGCAAACAAUUAAAUCGUUCACUCCAGCUACUACAGUUUUUUUGCAGUGGCUUGUUUGGAGAAAGUACUUCGACUUGCGAAUAUGGUUUUCUCUGGUACCCAUUGUUGGAGGAAUUCUUCUUACAUCUGUUACGGAGCUUAGUUUUAAUAUGUUUGGAUUCUGUGCUGCCUUAUUUGGCUGUCUCGCUACUUCCACAAAAACUAUCCUUGCAGAGUCUCUGUUGCAUGGAUACAAAUUUGACAGCAUAAACACGGUGUACUACAUGGCACCUUUUGCAACCAUGAUCUUGGCAAUACCUGCAAUGCUACUCGAAGGUAAUGGGGUAUUGGAAUGGCUUCACACCCACCAGUCUGUUUGUUCAUCCCUCAUAAUUAUCUUCAGCUCGGGGGUGAUGGCUUUCUGUCUUAACUUCUCCAUCUUUUACGUGAUUCACUCCACAACUGCUGUCACAUUUAACGUUGCUGGAAACCUGAAGGUUGCAGUUGCUGUUCUCGUAUCAUGGCUGAUAUUCCGAAACCCGAUUUCAGGUUUGAAUGCCGUUGGAUGUGCAAUAACACUUGUUGGAUGUACAUUCUACGGAUAUGUGCGACACAUGCUCUCACAACAGCCACCGGGAACCCCUCAAACACCCCGGACUCCACGGAAUCUGAUCGAGCUGCUUCCACUUGUAAAUGAUAAAAUAGAUGAUAAAGUCUGAUGCUGAGGUGAAGUUAUUUGAAUGUGAGGUUAUUUGCAGAGGAUAUAAUAGGGGGACUAAAAAAGGUACAAAAAAGAAAAAAGAGAGACUUCACACUUUGUUGCGUAAACAUGCAUUAGUUCACUUGAAAUUUUUUAACUUAAAUGCUUUUUUUUCCGGUCACUGAACUACAAAAUUUCUUCAGUUUCUCAUUGGUCCUGGUUUUGGCCUGAAUUCUUCA
Juglans regia (Persian walnut) is the source of this 2758-nucleotide messenger RNA. RefSeq names its product UDP-galactose transporter 1-like. Lineage: Eukaryota; Viridiplantae; Streptophyta; Magnoliopsida; Fagales; Juglandaceae. The record is from RefSeq and is a predicted model, not a curated record. Gene Ontology annotation, cellular component: Golgi apparatus. The coding region runs from base 1699 to 2538 and encodes 279 amino acids. The transcript has 5 exons. Gene Ontology annotation, molecular function: antiporter activity.